Molecule: messenger RNA, 1711 nt
Organism: Tupaia belangeri chinensis (Chinese tree shrew)
Lineage: Eukaryota; Metazoa; Chordata; Mammalia; Scandentia; Tupaiidae
Gene: FKBPL
Product: FKBP prolyl isomerase like
Exons: 3
Coding region: 649-1680 (343 amino acids)
Molecular function (GO): protein binding
Source: RefSeq, a predicted model, not a curated record
UUUAUCUUGGCGCACCCUGGAUGGAACGAGCAAAGGAGCAGAGGUCGCCCGGCUGGGAGCUCUGAACGCAGGAACUGCACGGGAAGGCCUGAGGCAGCCCGAGGAGCGAUCUGGUCUGACGCCACUCCCCUCCCCGCUGUCCCCUGCUCCCCACUCUGCCCCUCUGUCUCCACUAGGUCCUCGUUCGUCCCAGUGUCCCAUCCCGGGACUUCGCACUCCGACUCCGAGUAACCUGGCCUGCCAGAGCAAGCGCAGGUCUGCUCCAUUAGAUCCGCCUCGAUUGCUUCCGCCUAGCGGGGUUGCUAAGGCCCGGAGCUUCGCCGUUGCGGAGGAAAUGACGUCAGCCUGCCAAUAGGCGGGCCCACAGCGCCGCCCCUCCUCCCGGUUGGCUGCCGCGAAUUCGACAGGAUUCGCACUCUCGGGGCCCGGGCUCGGCUAGUGUCACUCCCCCGCUGCUCGCGGCCACUCUCCUCUCUCGGCUCAGCCUGGGGCAAGACUCGGUAGCUCCGGAAGCAGAGGUGGUUUAUGGCCCAGCUCCCGCCUCCAUGCUGGGCACUUGGGCCAUCCAGGUACUUUGGGCUGACCUGAACCUGAACCAUUCAUUUCAGACCCAAACUACACCCCGGGUGGAAAGGACCAGGCAGCCAAAUGGAGACACCAGCAGACAGUAGCACAGGAGAGGAUACCUCUCAACUCCAACGAUGGGAAAAGAACGCCCAAGGGAACCUCGAUUCAACUUCUGAGAUUAGGCAGCAGCCUGCUGAAACCCUUGAGCCGAGAGUGAGUCCAGAUCCAGCCCGUCACAUUCUAGAGAAUCCUCCAGGAACUGAGAACCUGGCUGCUGGACUUGAAGGAGACUCCGAUAAGUCUCAUGGGUCAACCCCUGAGAUGCCAAAGCCCCUUCCGUCUUCUGAUCUCUGGUACUGUCCUGAUGGGAGCUUUGUCAAGAAGAUCAUAAUCCGUGGCCAGGGUUUAGACAAACCCAAGCUAGGCUCCUGCUGCCGGGUACUGGCUUUUGGGUUUCCUUUUGAAUCAGGGCCACCAGAGGGAUGGACAGAGCUAACCAUGGGUGUAGGGCCAUGGAGGGAGGAAACUUGGGGGGAGCUCAUGGAGAAAUGCCUGGAGUCCAUGUGUCAAGGUGAGGAGGCAGAGCUUCAGCUCCCUGGGCACUCUGGACCUCCUGUCAGGCUCACACUGGCCUCCUUCACUCGGGGUCGGGACUCCUGGGAGCUGGAGAACAGUGAAAAGGAGGCCCUGGCCAGGGAAGAACGCACAAGGGGUACCGAACUCUUUCGAGCUGGGAACCCUGAAGGCGCUGCCCGAUGCUACGGACGGGCUCUUCGGCUGCUGUUGACUUUACCCCCACCUGGCCCUCCAGAACGAACUGUCCUUCAUGCCAAUCUGGCUGCCUGUCAGUUGCUGCUAGGGCAGCCCCAGCUGGCAGCGCGGAGCUGUGACCGGGUGCUGGAGCAGGAGCCUGGCCAUGUAAAAGCCUUAUACAGAAGGGGGGUUGCCCAGGCUGCCCUUGGGAACCUGGAAAAAGCAAUUGCUGACCUCAAGAAGGUGCUGGAGGUAGACCCUAAAAACCGAGCUGCCCAGGAGGAGCUGGGGAAGGUGGUCAUUCAGGGCAAGAAACAGGAUGCAGGGCUGGCUCAGGGUCUCCGCAAGAUGUUUGGCUGAUUAAAAGUUAAACCUUAAGCAGGAACAGGAA